AUGAGUCGUCAACAAGAUCCACAAAGACCUUUCUUCUCAUUUGGAAAUCCCUUCCAAAUGAUAUACAAGGGCUCAAACCUGUCCCCGAAGCUUCUUGAUCUGUUGAAAACUUUUGAGGUGACACUGGCUGAGAGGCUUAAAAAGCUUAAGCCAGUUGACAGGGAAGAUGUCCUACGUUUAUCAUGGAUGAGAUAUGCAAUGGAGUCACUUUGUGCCAUUCAUACUGACAUAAAAACCCUUAUAACCGCACUUGAAUUCCCGGUCUGCGAUUGGGACGAUAAAUGGAUUGAUGUAUACUUGGACAAUAGUGUGAAGCUGUUGGAUAUCUGCAUUGCUUUCAGCUCCGAGAUCUCUCGCCUCAACCAAAGCCACCUUUUUCUUCAAUGCGUCUUGCAUAACUUGGAGGGGGCCACAAAGCAGUUUAUGCGAGCACAAUCGUCACUUGAUGGAUGGAGGCAGCAUAUUAGUUCAAAGAACCCCCGACUCGAGAACUGUUUUGCCAUCAUGGAUAGUCUUGCUGAAACCAUAGACCUGCCUAAAAUUAAGAACUCUGCAAAGGGGAAGGUUUUGAUGCGAGCGAUGUAUGGUGUUAAGGUGGUAACUCUUUUUAUAUGCAGCAUAUUUAUUGCUGCAUUCUCGGGUUCUAUGAAGAAUUUGAUGGACCUACAUGUUCCAGAGACUUUCUCAUGGGCAGAAGCUUUUACUGAUCUACGGGCUUCCGUAAAUAAUGAGAUAAGAAACAUUUAUUCCGAUGGAAGGGUCACAGUGUUGAAAGAGCUUGAAGCUGUUGAUACAACUGUCAAGAAGUUGUACCCGAUUGUACAAGAUGGAUUGGACCCUGUCGAAGCUGAAGUGGUGCAGUACUCAACUUCUGAUUUAAGAAUUCAGACGGAGAAAGUUUCGCAAGGAUUAGAUCUGCUCGCAAAGGAAGUAGAUAGUUUCUUCCGAAUCGUUCUGACUGGUCGUGAUGCGUUGCUUUGUAACCUUAGAGUUGGCGGUAAUGUCACCAACACGAUGCAACCUACUGACGAUAUACAAGGUCAAGCAGUGAGAUAA
Messenger RNA from Fraxinus pennsylvanica, 1056 nucleotides. Lineage: Eukaryota; Viridiplantae; Streptophyta; Magnoliopsida; Lamiales; Oleaceae. The record is from the annotation of a GenBank genome assembly.